UCGAGUUCCCUUUUUUCGUUCCAUCUUUUCUUGCAAUCUUCUUUGGCCUACUUUUACGUUUUAUGUAUAUGUGUACCGUGCCGCAAGUCGCAAGCCGCAACAUGAGUAGCGUCAUCAGCUGCUGCAAUCAGCUGUUAUCUUGUACUUUCUUGACUGAAAUGCAUUUCUUCGUCGUUUGUAUUUGCGACGACGCAUCGGAAACGACGUAAACAUACUUGGAAAUAAGUCAAGCACAGAUUGUGUUUAUUAACGCGCAUGAUUAGCUAUAACCAUGGAUAACGUUCGCUCGUCGGUGGAUAACCUCUUCAACAUGCUGUCAGGCUUCAGCGCGGGUCACGAGAAAGCUUUGAAACAGGGAAUCUACAAUGCCGUCGCGCUCUUCCUUCUAUGCCUGGUCUCGGCAGCCGGCUAUGGUCUCUACAUUAUACUGAGCCCCUUCGUCAAACCCCUGAUCUGGGCCCUGCUAUGCGGCUCCGUCCUAUUCCCGUUCAAGUAUUCGUUGGCUACGACGGUACAAUCCUGGUUCGCCCAGGUAGAAGCAUCCCGGUCCCCGCUGAUCGUCAACGCGAGCCUGCUGCCCGUGCACAUAUUCGAUAAUAUUUCCGAGAAACUUGGCUCCUUUUUAUGGAUACGUAUCAAAUAUAUCGUCGGGGCAAUAUCACUGGCAUUAACGCCUAUAGGCGUGUAUCAUUACACUCCUAACAUUAUGACGUGCCUCGCGCGGAGGAUGUUUCAUGUGUUCACCACCGUCUCCGGAUUCUUCAUCCCGACAUGCAAUAUUUUUACGGUCUCUACAAUACUCAUCGGAUAUCUAACGAUACUAUAUAUUUACUGGACGCCAUCAAACUCUAGCCAUUUUCGUUACAUGUCUUUCGUGAUAUGGUUCAUCGUUACCAUGUAUCUCUCGAGUAUGGCUGGCACUUAUCGAGUCUUGGUCUUCGCCGCUCUACAAAUCCUAUGCGCGAUUGGAUUUAUUUACGAAGUAUUAUCGAUUAUGGAGAGUCAAGAGCUGAAUGGUAGGCACUUGACGUUCUCGGAGGCCGCACGUUUCGCCUUAACGAAUAAUUUAUUACCGAGUCCGCAGGGAGAGGUAUCGGCUCCAUCGGAGAGCGAUAAAACGCGGACGAACGAUCGGAUUUUAGAGGAAGAGAGUACUUUGGAUACGCCGCUUCGUCCCGAAGAAGACGUGAGGAGGCCAGCGUCGAGAGCCGAUAGAAUCCUCGGCGCGUCCAAAUUCGGCGUAAAGUCAAUGUCCUUGGAUGCGGAUGCUGGCCUGUCCUCUGCGCAUAAACCGCGAUCUGCGUGUAAUGUACAUUCUGUAACGACAUUACGUGACCGUUAUUUCCUCAGCAAAAUAAAGGCUGAAUUACGAAUGUCUUUAGAUAUGCAAGAUGAUGAAGUCGAUACUGACAAAUAUAUGUAUGGAGCGCUGUACGCGUGCGUCGGUAUGCUUCUUUGGAAGCACAGAUGGAUCUCGUAUAUCCUGGUGAUCCCGUUGGUGUAUUAUAUCGUUAAACAGCUGGGUAGUUAUUUCGGCUUUUGGAAAACCAUACGCAGACGAUGUGACUUGACAAUACAAACGGUCAAGUCGUGGUGCCUGGAUCGACAUCAAGCUCUCAUACCCUCCAAUAUCAGAGGUCUCUAUAAAGUAAGCAUUAUCGUGGACGAGAAACUGAGGAAUGUUCUGAAGGAAUCCGUUAACGCGGUAGCGACUGCCUCUGUGAUACUCGGACUGAUCGUUUUCACCACUUGCGCAUCUAUUUUCAUAACGAUACAGGUUUACAUGGAAGGUUUGCAUCUUGUUCAAGUAACAGGUGAAAUAUUGAAUUCCUCCUUGAUGAACAACCCCGAUAUCGACUGGGUCCCAGAGAAAUGGGAAGAAUCUGUUAAUAGUGUUUUGGAUAAUGCUUAUACUUAUGGACGAAGCGCUAUAUCAGAAGGAAUACGAAGUCUCGUGAAAGAUCUAGAAUCGUCCAAGGCAGAGCAAAUGGAGAAGAAAGUCUUGGAGCUUUGGGAUCGUCUCUACCAGGCGUGGAUGAUGUCGAAUGUGGAUGAAAAUUUCUUGGGUCCUACUGUAGACACUGCAUCUGCAUAUUCCGCUUGGGAGAAUUUCAAGGAAAGCUUCGGAAAAAUGCCCCUCCAUCUCUUCAAUAUGACAAGCAUACAGAAUUUUGCCAAGGAAAAUAUUGGCAUUUUAAUGUCAGUGCUUGAUUCUAUUUGGAGCAUCGUCAAGGGCAAUAUGUCUGUGAUACUGACAAUAUUCACAGAGCUAUUCUACGUCGUACUCAUGAGUGGAUCGGCCGUAUUUAAUUUUGUACUUAGCACGGUUGUUUUCUUUACGACUCUAUUUUACUUACUCAGUUCCAGUGGUAAAACUUACAAACCCAUCGAAUUGACAACAAUGUUCAGUCCCAUUAGUUGUCAUAGCACAACACACGUAGAAGGAUUCGCCAUUGCGUUACAAGAGGCGGUAAUCGGGGUGUUCGCGGCGACCUUCAAGCUCGCCUCCUUCUUCGGUAUGUGGACGUGGUUCAUACACAACUUAUUCCAAGUGAAGAUUGUCUACUUACCAUCGGCCCUCGCGACUAUGCUGGGUGCAGUCCCUUUCUUAGAUGCGUACUUUGCCUGCAUCCCGGCCACGAUAGAACUCUGGUUCACCCGCGGAUCGAUGCUCGCUAUCCUUUUCUUUCUUUUCCAUUUUCUCCCGUGUAACAUAGUAGUGACGGAAUUCUAUAAGGAGAUUAAAGGUGGCGGGCAUCCUUAUCUGACAGGCCUAUCGAUAGCAGGUGGAAUUUUCUGUUUAGGCGUAGAGGGGGCAAUUUUUGGCCCUUUGCUUUUAUGUUGCAUUAUGGUUGUCAUCAAUUUAAGUCGACGUUAUCUGCAUUCGCCCGAAGAGGAAGUUAUACUUCCAGCGUAUUCCAGCACACCAUGAUACGAGCCAAAAUAAUGGUAUGCUUUCGCUCUAACAAAUUAAUUUACUCUGCUUAAUAAUGUUGCGAGCUACGGGCUUGAAUCCCUAGCUUUUAUUAAGAAUUAUAAGAUCCAAAGUUUUAUAUUAAACAUUUUAUGAAAGUUACCGUGUACGAUGGCUGGACUAAACAUGCAAUGCACAUACGAACGUGUAAAAACUGAAUGCAGACCAAUCACGAACAAUUAUCGACGAAUAUCAGCGAACGUGAAGAGAAGUUAAUUAUUUAAUGUUUUUUAUAUAAAAUAUUUCUUUUUUAUAUAAAAUAAUUUUUUACAAAGUUUUUGUGUAUAUAAUCUGUUAUAAAUUAAUUUUUUUAUAAAAAAAAGAUAAUGCUUCUCCGCUGAUGCUCGUGAUUGUUUACAUUUUCAUAUGAUUGGUCCAAAUUCUGCUCAAAUUCAUACGUGCUUUACAUAUGUAUUUUUAUGUGAUAAGAGAACUAACAGGAAGAAAUCUCAGCUUACGCUUAUUAGCUUUAAAAUUAUAUCAUACACAUAUAUAAUAAAAACAAAUUAUUUUUUUAAAUUUAAUAUAAUCAUCAUUUUCUAUUUUUGACGAAAUUUGGUUUGAAGCGACAUAGAUUUUAGUCUUCCAUUAUCUCUGAUUAUAAAUUUGAUACAUAUUAUAUAUAUAGAUAUAGAUCUGUGACAAUUACACAUAUAUGAUAAUUUUAUUUAUGUAUUACAUUUUAUAUAUGUAUUGAUGUGUUUUGUUUCUAAUAUAUUGAUUACUUUAUAUGCAAACAAAAAAUAAGUGUUGAAAUGUACUGACUUCAAGACUUAACAUGUUAUUUUUCAUGUCAAACGUGUAACCAAAGAUAUGUGUUUAUGGUAAUAAAUUUUCUCAACGUUUA
This is a messenger RNA of Formica exsecta, 3821 nucleotides long. RefSeq names its product transmembrane protein 245. The record is from RefSeq and is a predicted model, not a curated record. Lineage: Eukaryota; Metazoa; Arthropoda; Insecta; Hymenoptera; Formicidae. The transcript is spliced from 10 exons. The coding region runs from base 272 to 2932 and encodes 886 amino acids.